This is a messenger RNA of Gongylonema pulchrum, 453 nucleotides long. NCBI's taxonomy places the organism in Eukaryota, Metazoa, Nematoda, Chromadorea, Rhabditida, Gongylonematidae. The record is from the annotation of a GenBank genome assembly.
AUGUCGUCGGAACUGGUCGCAGUAACAGCAACACAACGAUACAACGUCGACGAGCCGAGGUGGGAUCAGAGUAAAUUUUUGGGACGUCUGCGUUAUUUUAUUGCCAUCACUGAUCCACUGAAAGCAUUUGCUAGUCGCCAGACACUUCAGGAUAGCAAGCGACUUCUCGAACUGUACAGGCAAGGGCGCGAACCGGCCGGGACUGGCCUGGCGGAUUUGCAGCGUGCCCAGGCAUUCUAUGGCUCGGCUUUCCAUCCAGACACCGGUCAGCUGCAGACGCUGCCCGGUCGCAUGUGCGCAAAUGCAUGGGGUGGAACAAUGCUGUGCGGUGCAAUGAUGCUCUGGUACCGAAGCACCGGUGCGGCAGUGUUCUGGCAAUGGGCCAAUCAGUCAUUCAAUGCACUGGUCAACUACACAAAUCGGAAUGCACUCGACCCGCUUUCGAAAAAGUAA